AUGAGAGAAAACAGCCGCCUGUUGCUCGGCCCGCAAACCGUGCCCAAGAGAGCCCUUCAGACACCCUCCCGCGCGUCCCGGGCGCCGGUCCCGCCUGGUCCCGGGGUGCGGGCGUCACUUACGACCUUCAUCCGAGUGCUGUACAACGGCGACAGCCAGUCCAGCCCCAUGGAGGAGAAAAGGGACCUGCCCAAGGUCACACAGUGA
Molecule: messenger RNA, 207 nt
Organism: Rangifer tarandus platyrhynchus (Svalbard reindeer)
Lineage: Eukaryota; Metazoa; Chordata; Mammalia; Artiodactyla; Cervidae
Source: the annotation of a GenBank genome assembly